This is a messenger RNA of Cuscuta europaea, 2187 nucleotides long. NCBI's taxonomy places the organism in Eukaryota, Viridiplantae, Streptophyta, Magnoliopsida, Solanales, Convolvulaceae. The record is from the annotation of a GenBank genome assembly.
UUCAGGGUUUUAUACACGGAGCAUCUGUUCUUCUUCAGACAAUUUCUCUUCAAUCCGUUUCCCCAUUUCCAAGCGCAGAGGUAUCGGAGACCGUCUCAAUGUGGGCACUUCGACGAGCUUCGGUUUCCAUCAGGAAGCAAGGAUUGAACCACAUUACUGCCCAACUUUGCUUUGCCACACAAGAGAUAUCAAGUUGUUGCUUUAAAGACUACUAUGACACUGGAGUUAAUGGGACUGCUAAUAGAGAUAUAUCUGUAGUGACAUUUCAUAAAAUGGCACCAUUCAAGGGAAGCUUAUGUUUCUCUUCACAAGCUGGCUCAGACAGCAGCGGAGAGGAUGAUGAUGACUUGGACGUAUUUUCUGGGCUUAAUUCUUCCUCCAUCACUUCAGAAUCUGGUUCAAUUCAAGAGGGCAAUUCAGACAAUGAUAAUGAUUCAGUCUCUGAGUCAGAAACAUCUGAUGAGGAUGUGGAAGGCUUAUUAGACACUGAGGUGAGCACAACAAAGGUCACAAAAACAGGUGCUUCUUCAAAAAUAUUGAAGUCUCUUUUGGUUGCAUCACCACUGACUGUUAGCCGUGUCAUGGAUGAAUGGAUUGAACAAGGAAAAGAGUUGACGAGAGCAGACAUAUUAAUGAUCUUGCGUGAACUUCGCAAGAGGAAUAUGUAUGGGAAAGCAUUGAAGCUGUCAGAGUGGUUGGAGUCAUCAAAGCAUACUGAAUUAACGGAUGUGAUUUGUGCUUCUCGAGUUGAUUUAAUUGCCAAAGUCCGUGGUCUAAAUCAGGCAGAAGCUUAUAUAGAAAAAAUCCCACAACCAUUGAGAAGCGAAAUUGUUUAUCGCGCUCUCUUGGCAAAUUGUGUUUCUGCAUACAACCUGAAAAAAUCAGAAAGCGUGUUCAACAAAAUAAAAGACCUCAAGUUCCCCAUUUCAUGCUUCACUUGCAACCAGCUGCUCCUGCUAUACAAGAGGACAGACAAAUCAAAAAUUUCAGAUGUUCUUUUACUGAUGGAGAAGGAAAACGUGAAACCAAACACAUUCACUUACAAAAUCUUGAUAGAUGCCAAGGGCCAGCGUGACGACAUUGCUGGAAUGGAAGAGAUCGUUGACAUGAUGAAGAAGGAUGGAGUAGAGCCUGACAUGGGUACCAAACGACUCCUUGCCAGGACGUAUAUCUACAGGGGUCUAAAAAAUAAAGCAGAUGUUGUGAUGAAAGACAUGGAAAACGACCUCACAGAAGGAAAGUAUUGGGCAUAUACAAAUUUGCUCCCACUGUACGCAAUCCUUGGGAAUGCUGAUGAGGUCAGCAGGAUCUGGCAACUGUGUGAACCCAACCCCUGUUUGGAACAAUGCAUUGCUGCCAUUGAAGCCUGGGGAAGGCUUAAAAACAUUGAGAAGGCAGAAGAAGUAUUCGAAACGAUGAUAAAGAAAUACCCCAACAUCUCUUCAAAGUAUUACUCCCCUCUGUUAAACGCAUACGCGAAUAAUAAGAUGUUGACCAAGGGGAAGGACUUGGUGAAGCGGAUGAGAGAUAAUGGGUGCCACAUAGGCAUAUCCACUUGGAACUCACUUGUGAAGCUUUACAUUGAAGCCGGAGAGUUGGGAACAGCUGAAUCAAUACUAAUGAAGGCAUCGGAGCAGAACGGGAUGAAGCCGAUGCUGAAAUCUUACAUUGUCAUCAUUGAGGAGUAUGCUAAAAAGGGGAACGUCCAUAGUUGUGAGAAGAUUUUCUUAAAGAUGAGACAGGGAGGGUUCUCGUCCCUUUAUUGGCUGUACCAAACACUAGUGCGGGCCUAUGCUAAUGCAAAGAUUCCAGCUUAUGGGAUGAAAGAAAGGAUGAAGGGUGAUAAUGUGGUUCCAAGGAAAGAACUGCAUAUAUUGUUGCCUCAGGUUGAUCCGUUCCAAAAGACUGCUCUAUCAGAGUUAAUGGAGUAACUGAAGUCAUUGAUUGCUUGAUUAUGCACUGUAGGUAGCUGUAAGAUCCUUUUGGAUUGAAAUUUAUACAAAAAAAGUGUUAUUCAGCUAUUUUUAUGUUUAUUUAAUUAGAAACAGUGGGUUGAAGAACUACAACUACGAGCGAAACUGUUAUGGAUUUGUCCAUUCAUUACACCUGUAAUGCCUCUCGCUUGUCUUUAAUUCGUACGGAUACUACAUUAACAAUAUCAAAAUAAUAUGCGAUUUAAAUUCCAAG